Messenger RNA from Aphidius gifuensis, 2987 nucleotides. Its product is annotated as sodium-coupled monocarboxylate transporter 2-like. The transcript has 13 exons. NCBI's taxonomy places the organism in Eukaryota, Metazoa, Arthropoda, Insecta, Hymenoptera, Braconidae. Gene Ontology annotation, molecular function: symporter activity. Bases 814 to 2583 code for a protein of 589 amino acids. Gene Ontology annotation, cellular component: membrane. Gene Ontology annotation, biological process: transmembrane transport; sodium ion transport. The record is from RefSeq and is a predicted model, not a curated record.
AAAAGUUUCAAGUGGAAACUUUCGCUGUUAAAGAACUGUAAGCAAUUCGUCAUUACGAUAUCUUAGUAGACUACAGUUAGCCAAUUUCAAUUCAGUAUCUUGUUUAAUAUUAAAAACAUGCUGUUUAUUAUUUAAACAAAAACAAUAAAUAAAUAAAAUAUUCGCGUAAUUAGUGCUACACUUUGAGUUCAAGUUUACACAACACAUUGUAAUCUCAUAAUAAACAUAGACUGAUAAAAUUUCUUCACAAGGUCAAUGACCUGUCAUCAGAAUUAUAAUUUUUAAAUUAUCUCAAAUAUCAAGUGCAACAUUGUGACUUAAAUACAAUUUUAUUCAACUUGUUUUUACAAUGAUAAAAUAACACAAAAAAAAACUCAUUUGAAUGUGUCUGUGCAAUUAUUACCGAUGGUUGAUUAAUGCAUGACAGUAUAUCGAACAUUAUUAUUAUUAUCUUUAUAAUGACCAAACUGUUAUUCAAACUUGCACUCGCGUGAUCAGUGUUUUAUAUAAGUUUUUUAAAAAUAUUUUAACAAGAUUUUAACGACUCAAAUUUAGCUUAAAAGUCACAUUUUUUAGUUUCUAUGUAACACCAAUAAAAUAUACUAUAAAUAUAAAUUAAACUAUUUAUAUAAAAAAGAACAUGUAGUGUAGGAUAUUAAAAUACAAGAUUUAUUAUUUAAUAAUUUAUUAUUUUUAUUGAGUGUUGGUUGAGACUUUGAUAUUGUAAAUUACAAUGUACUGCUUGUUAUGCCACAGUUGAACAUUCGAGUAUUUUUUUUUUUAUAAAUUAUAAGUUGAAACAGAUAAUAAAUCAUGACAGAAAUGGAUGAUAGAUGGUUUUUUCAUUGGACUGAUUGGCUUGUUUUUGGAUUGAUGCUGAGUUUUUCAGCAAUUGUCGGUAUUUGGCAUUAUCAAAAAGCAAAAAAAUCAACAACAAUUGAUUAUGCACUUGGUAAAUCAGGACUAAGUGUUUUUCCAGUUUCUGCAUCAUUAAUUUCCAGUUUUAUUUCGGGAAUAACUUUACUUGGAACACCAACAGAAAUUUAUAACUUUGGCACACAAUAUUGGGUAACAAUAAUUUCAAUUUUGUUUGCUGGAAUAAUUGUUGGAAAUGUUUAUUUACCGGUAUUCAUGAAAUUGAAACUCAAUUCUUGUUAUGAAUAUUUGGAAUUACGUUUCAAUAGAAGUGUGAGAGUAUUAAUAUCACUGAUAUUCGUUAUUGAUGUGGUUUUGUAUCAAUCGAUUGUCGUUUACGUUCCAUCAUUAGCACUUAAUCAAGUUACGGGAAUUAAUAUACAUUUGAUUGGAGUUAUUGUUUGCUCUGUUUGUGUAUUUUACACAGUGAUGGGUGGUAUUAGAGCUGUUGUUUGGGCUGAUGCAUUUCAAGUUUGUGUUAUGACUGCUGCAUUUAUAACAGUAACAAUUUUAGGUACUUAUGAAGUUGGUGGUCCAAGUGAAGUAUGGAAAAAAGCAUUAAAUUCAAAUAGAAUUGAAUUUUUAAACUUUGAUUUAUCAUUAUAUACAAGACACACUGUUUGGUCAGUAUUAUUUGGUUCUUGUAUGUAUAGUACAGCAUAUAUUGCUGUCAAUCAAACAGUUGUACAGAGAUACAGUUCAUUACCCAGAAUUAAAGAUUCAAAAAUAGCACUUACAAUAUUUACAAUUGGAGUUAUGUUUUUUAUAUCAUUGACAUGUUGGUGUGGGCUUGUUGUAUUAGCAUGGUGGUCAUCACCAAAAUGUGAUCCAAGAGCAUCAGGUCUUGUAAAAGCUGAUGAUCAAAUGUUGCCUGCUUAUGUCAUGCAAAUUGCUGGUAAAUUUUAUGGUAUACCAGGAUUAUUUGUUGCUGGUAUAUUCAGUGCUGCUUUGAGUACUUUAUCAGUUGGAUUAAAUUCAACUUCUGUUGUUUUGUUGGAAGAUUUUGUCAAAGGAACAUUUAGACUCAAACCAAAUGAUCGAUCAGCAACAAUUUUUGUUAAAUUUGUUGUUAUUUUAUUGGGUCUUGUUGCUCUAGGAUUGAUGUUUGUUGUUGAACAACUUGGUGGAGUAUUAGCUCUGACGAAUAGUCUAGCUGCUAUUGCUGCUGGUACAUCAUUUGGUGUAUUUUCACUUGGAAUGUUAAAUCCUUCAGCAAAUUCAAAGGGAGCAUUUAUUGGUGCUAUAACAGGAUUCAUCGUUGCUGGAUGGUCUAGCCUUGGUUCAAAUGCAAUGGUCGCAACUGGUGAUAUUAUUCCAAAAAAAUUGCCAGUUGAUCUUACGAGUAUUGGUUGUCCAAGUAAUAUAAGUCAAAGUUUUCUCAAUCAAUUUCCAGUUGACCAUGAUGAGAGUAACAUUUUUCCACUUUAUCGAUUAUCCUAUCAUUGGAUUUCACCAAUGGGCACAAUUGUCGUUAUCAUUGUUGGUAGUUUAGUUAGUUGGAUAACAAGAUCCUCAACUUCUGGCAAUAUUGAUCGUGAUCUGCUAUCACCUGUGAUACACAGGUGGGUGCCAAAAACAACAAAUUCAUUUGACCAAACAGGUCAACAUUAUCCUCUAAAAGAAGCACCAAGAUCAUCAAGGAAACCAUACGUACCAAGUGCAACAUAAAAUAAAUUAAUUUUCGUUGAGUUAAUUAAUGAAAAUAAAAAAUUUAUUAAAUUUUAUUUAAAUGUUAUAUAAACAUUUCUAUGAAUUUAUGGAGUGUUGAACAAGAUUAUAUAUUUGUAUAUAUAUUUCUUUCUCACUCACUCUUUUGAAAACUUUUCUAUGAGUAUAAACUGAGUUUGUUUGGUUUUCAAGCUCACAGCAGUCCAACCAGGAUAUUAAGGAAAAGCAACGACAAACAUCCUGAAUAAUGAAACACACGUUUACAUUUACUUACCAAUGAAAAAUUUUUUACUAUAUGAAUGUAUUUUAAUUAUUAACUGCCUUAUUUUCAUUUAAAAAACAAUUAAAUUCGUAAUUAUAUAUAAAUGAUAUAGUCAAAAAUAAUAAAACUUUUGAAAACUUAA